UUUAAUUCAAAUAUAACUUGAAUUCUACAAUAUUUUUAUUUUAUAUUAAAUAUGAAAUUACUUAUAGUAUUGUUGUGUGGAUUGGUUUGUAUUGUGAGCGCAGACUAUCCUAUAGAAGACUAUAAGGCGGUCGCAAAGUCGCGGGACUUUACGGGGAAAGUGAUUCUCGUGACCGGUUCCUCGUCGGGCAUCGGAGAGGGAAUCGUUAAACUGUUCUCAAUAUUAGGGGCUAAUGUUGUGGUCACCGGAAGGAAAGCACAGGACGUUCAACGAGUUGCCAAAGAGGUCCAGGAGUUGUCACCACUAAAACUUAAACCAUUAGAAGUUGUGGGAGAUUUGACCAAAACCUCUGAUUUAAACAAUUUGAUUGAUUCUACGAUCAAAACAUUUGGCCGAUUGGAUGUAUUGGUCAAUAACGCCGGUAUAUAUCCGCAAACAAAUAUCACACAAACGGAUAUAUUGUCAGUUUGGGAUCAGAUAUUUGCACUCAAUUUACGCGCUGUCGUAGAGCUGGUCCACCGUUCUGUUCCACAUCUGGAGAAAAUCAACGGAACUAUUAUUGACAUAUCAAGUAUUGGCGCAAUUGCACCGUUCAAAGUUAACCUAGCUUAUGCAUCGGCCAAAGCAGGUAUGGAUAUGUUGUCCAGAAUAUUAGCCCUGGAAUUGGGGCCUAAAAAUAUUCGUGUCAAUACUAUUAAUCCGGGUUCUAUACAUGUGAGAGACCCUCUGACACCCCUUGAACUCCUGGUAGCAAAAUACACACCUUUGGGACGCAAUGGUCAACCCCUAGACAUCGCCCGUGCGGUCGCAUUCCUGGCCUCCACUGACUCAGACUUUAUUACCGGCGCUAAUCUCGUGGUCGACGGCGGAGUUGUAUAUGUUGCGGGUUUUUGGAAUACAAUGUAAAUAUUGUUAUAUUAAUAGUAUCUAUUAAGUUGAUAUUUAAUU
This is a messenger RNA of Medioppia subpectinata, 948 nucleotides long. Lineage: Eukaryota; Metazoa; Arthropoda; Arachnida; Sarcoptiformes; Oppiidae. The record is from the annotation of a GenBank genome assembly.